This is a messenger RNA of Diospyros lotus (date-plum), 2001 nucleotides long. RefSeq names its product ATP sulfurylase 1, chloroplastic-like. The transcript has 5 exons. Bases 63 to 1679 code for a protein of 538 amino acids. Lineage: Eukaryota; Viridiplantae; Streptophyta; Magnoliopsida; Ericales; Ebenaceae. Gene Ontology annotation, molecular function: sulfate adenylyltransferase (ATP) activity; adenylylsulfate kinase activity. Gene Ontology annotation, biological process: sulfate assimilation. The record is from RefSeq and is a predicted model, not a curated record.
AAAAGUUCAAAAUGGAGAAAAAAUAAGUGAAGGCUUACGUCACUUUCCAUCUCUGUGUCCAAAUGGUGUUUGGUUUGGUGCAUGUUUAUCUACCGAUGAAGGAAUGCCACAGCCACAGUGCAGGGGAACAAGACAAGACCAACCCAACACACUUUUCCGCCAAGAGUCCAUCCCAGUGUCAUGCACGAUGUAACUUCCUAACAUUUUUAUUGCCAGUUGCCCUUCUCUCUCUCCCUCUCUCUCUGUCCAUUGACAGCGAGAGAGCUUCCACUUACAGUGUUCACUCUCCACAUCCAAUGGCGUCCAUGGCCGCCCUUUUAGCCAAAACCCCGAGCCCAUCUUUCUCCUUCCCUCAAACCCACAAAAACCCACUUCUCCCCGCCCUCAAGCUGAGGACUACGUCGUACCGAAAGAUUCAGAUUUCUUGCUGGUUGAUCGAGCCGGAUGGAGGCAGGCUCGUGGAGCUCGUGGUCGAGGAGUCGCAGAGGGACGAGAAGAAGAGGCGAGCUUUGUCCAUGCCGAGAAUCAAGCUGUCCCGAGUCGAUCUGCAGUGGGUCCACGUGCUCAGCGAAGGCUGGGCGAGCCCGCUCAAGGGGUUCAUGAGAGAGUCCGAGUUCCUCCAAACACUUCAUUUCAAUUCGCUCCGGUUCGACAGCGGCUCCGUCAUAAACAUGUCGGUGCCUAUAGUCCUCGCCGUCGACGACUCCCAGAAGGGCUGGAUUGGCGGCUCCACCUCGGUGGCUUUGUUCGACCCCGGGGAUAACCCGGUGGCGAUUCUUAACAAUAUUGAGAUCUACAGGCAUAACAAGGAAGAACGAAUAGCAAGAUGUUGGGGUAGCACUGCCCCUGGUUUACCUUAUGUUGAGGAAGCCAUAGCCAGUGCUGGAGACUGGCUGAUAGGAGGAGACUUGGAGGUCUUAGAGCCAAUAGAGUACCACGAUGGUCUUGACCGCUUCCGGCUGUCCCCUGCAGAACUUCGUCAGGAAUUCACACGGCGUAAUGCCGAUGCAGUGUUCGCUUUUCAGCUCAGGAAUCCCGUGCACAAUGGCCACGCCUUACUGAUGACAGACACGCGGCGUCGUCUUCUUCAGAUGGGAUAUGAGAACCCUGUGCUCUUGCUUCAUCCACUGGGAGGGUUCACAAAGGCCGAUGAUGUUCCUCUUAGUUGGCGAAUGAAGCAGCACGAAAAGGUUCUUGAGGAUGGUGUUCUUGAUCCUGAGACAACCGUGGUCUCUAUAUUCCCAUCACCCAUGCUCUAUGCCGGACCUACAGAGGUGCAGUGGCACGCAAAAGCACGGAUAAAUGCUGGUGCCAACUUCUAUAUUGUGGGUCGUGAUCCCGCCGGCAUGAGCCAUCCUGUUGAGAAGAGAGAUUUAUAUGAUGCUUACCAUGGGAAGAAGGUGCUGAGCAUGGCUCCUGGACUGGAGAGGCUAAACAUCCUGCCUUUCAAGGUGGCUGCAUAUGAUAGGACUCAGGGUAAGAUGGCCUUCUUUGACCCUUCAAGGCCCCAAGAUUUUCUCUUCAUUUCGGGCACCAAGAUGAGAGCACUUGCCAAGAACGGCGAGAAUCCGCCAGAUGGAUUUAUGAGCCCUGGUGGCUGGCAAGUGUUGGUAGAAUACUAUGACAGUUUGGUACCUGUGGAGAAUGGCAAGCUCCCAGCAGAACCUGUGCCUGCUUAGAGGAGGAUUUGCUCAGUAAAAUAUAUGUAUUGUCCAUCAUAACAGUUUGGGACAAACUUGAAAUAUGCGUUAUCUCCAAUGUGUGGUUGGUUUGCUGUUCUAUGUUGUGGACACGGUGUCCAGCUCUUGAAUAAAUCAUGUGAGGCACUGGAACAGAUUAACUAGACCUGGCCUGCCUCACCACCUGUGAUUAGAGCUCCAUUCAUGGCAGCUUGAAAUUGUGCACUUGAGUGCACAUUGUAUCAUACUGAACUGUGUUUUCACAAAGAUAUAUGUAUCUGGUGCAUCUAAAAGGCUAGUUUUGUCCUCUCUCAUCAUCAUU